AUGAGGCUCCUGUCGUUCGUGCCCUUUGGCUGCCGUGCUGGACCCGUCGACGACACGCCGCCCGUGGACCACGCCGCUGCUGCCGGAGACGCCGCCACCGCCGCGAGGAGGCGCCGGAGGAGGAUUGCCAACAGGUCCGCCGUGGGUGCCGCGCAGUGGCGCCCCUCGCUUGGGGACAUCUACGAGGAGUACAGCACCGACGCGGCCAAGGCCGCCGGCGGGCCGGCGAGGGCCUGUCUUGCCAGGAAGGCGGCGUCCUGGGACGUCGCCCGGGUGCUGCCCCGCGCGCGCAGCGAUGAAUACAGGCACCUUGAGAGCGCGUCGUCCAUGCCAGCGUUCGCACCGACGGCGUUCCUGUUCUGA
This is a messenger RNA of Miscanthus lutarioriparius, 363 nucleotides long. The record is from the annotation of a GenBank genome assembly. NCBI's taxonomy places the organism in Eukaryota, Viridiplantae, Streptophyta, Magnoliopsida, Poales, Poaceae.